Molecule: messenger RNA, 1296 nt
Organism: Microbotryum saponariae
Lineage: Eukaryota; Fungi; Basidiomycota; Microbotryomycetes; Microbotryales; Microbotryaceae
Source: the annotation of a GenBank genome assembly
AUGUUUGAUCUACAGGCAUACUCAUGGACGCUCAAGCUCGGCUGUCUCGGCGGCUGUCUCCAGGACUUGGUGACCAAGCCUUUCGAGAUCCCUCCAACCCGCGGGAGUAUCGACGAGAAGCCCCUAAGCGGUGCCACACUCAAUGUCGAUCGCUAUGGUGCUUUUGAGUUGAAAUUAGGCGCUGGUCUUUCCCAUCUACCUGAAGCUAAGUGGCUCCUGAUGUAUGCGACUUGCGGCGUGUGGUCAUUAGACCGUACUACGGAACAUCAUGUCCACCACUUCGUCACUCACUACCGCAAUAGGUCCACCCUCGACCUGUCAUGGACAGUCCGUGCGGUUGAGGACGCUUUGCGCAAUUCAGGCAAGAGUAUCAGCUUUCUCGUGGUGCUCGAGUUCGAUACCACAGAAAUUUCGGUGGAGGCGCUGAUCCGCGAAAACUUGGAGCAAAAAGUUUCGAAGAUCAAGCUUGCGGUGGAGGAGCAUGUCAAGCAAGACCCCCAGCAGCGCUACAAGACCGUCGUUCAGCCUUCAUCAACUCGAGCAUUGACGGGAGUCCAAGGUGAGUACAUUGGUUCCUCGGCAAUAAGUGUUAUUACUGGACGGUCAAGGUGCUGAUCGGCCCGCGUAAUCGGUGUGCCGACUAUUACAGAUCUCGGCUCGUCUGCCCAUCCCUUCGACGUUCGCUUUAUCUUCGGCGGCGAAGGCGAAAGCGACGAGAAGGAACUUUGGGAGAACGCUGCGUUCCUCGCCUCUCGCUCGCCUUAUUUUGCGGUCCUGUUCUCAUCGGGCUACUCGGAGAGCCUGAUCGAACCUGUCUCUCCCCAAGAAUGCAAAGUCGCUUCUCGCACGGUGCGCAUCACCGAGGGAACCUUUGAAGAUUACCGAGCGACAUUUAUAUGGCUUCGCACGGGUCAUAUCCUUCUCUCGGAUCUCUUGGAGUCGAGUCGAAGCAAGAUGACCGACUUUACCUCCGAAGAUGCUCCUCAACCCGUCCUCGCUCGCUCGAUCUAUGCAGUCGCGCAUUACCUCCAAAUUUCGUCACUUUGCGAACUCGCUCUCCGAUGCAUCGAGGACUGUUUGACGCCCACUACUGCCGCGGAGUACCUCGUGGAUGAAUGGUGCUACUUCUAUCCAGAACCUCGCGAGCUGGUGAUGACGUACGCCGUGGAUAACUGGGACAAGGUCAAGCCGACCACGGUUAUGAAGGACGCGAUUGCAAAAAGAGCCAAGGGGGAACUUUCUCCGGGUGCUAGAGAAACGUUGCUGGAUGUACUCAUGAGGGUAGCCUGCGUUUGA